Helobdella robusta is the source of this 387-nucleotide messenger RNA. RefSeq lists its product as hypothetical. NCBI's taxonomy places the organism in Eukaryota, Metazoa, Annelida, Clitellata, Rhynchobdellida, Glossiphoniidae. The transcript is spliced from 3 exons. Bases 1 to 387 code for a protein of 128 amino acids. The record is from RefSeq and is a predicted model, not a curated record.
AUGAAAAAUGACGUUAUUACUCACGGUAAUAAACGUUUCAUAUUAAAAGGAAAGCCUGGUAGGAGGAUCGGAGGAUUGAUUAACUUCUUCCGGAAGCAUACCAUUCCUAUUGAAACAAUAAUCCUUUACAUCGGAGGCAAUGAUUUGGCGACUGAAACCCCGGAACUCGUGGCCGCGAGAUAUGAAUCCUUACUCAGACUGUUAGAGAACAAAAUCAGACCGCGCCGAAUAAUCAUAUUAAGCCUAGUUUAUAGAAAAGACGUUCAGAAAUGGAAACUGUUAACAAUGGACAAAUGCCUCCAUUUGACAAAUUCUGAUGUGACGCAGCAUCAGAAAAAUAAAACUAUUGACGAGCAACGUCCUGGAUUGAACGUGCUGUUUCACUGA